AUGUCCAUUCGGCCCUUACCAGUUGAGGUUGUUGCCCAAAUCAAGUCCUCAACGGCUAUUGUGUCACUCACUGGGGUCAUUCUCGAGCUGCUCAAGAAUUCUCUAGACGCCAAAGCAUCCAGGAUAGAUGUCACGGUCGAUUUUGCGCGGGGUGGUUGUACUGUCGAGGACGAUGGCUUGGGCAUACCUCCUGCUGAGUUCGGCGAGGAUGGUGGCUUAGGAAAGCUCUAUCGGACCUCGAAAUAUCAGUCAGAUGAACCUCAUCUCGGUCAGCAUGGCACCUUUCUUGCCUCUCUUUCGGCAAUGUCUCUCUUGACAAUCACAUCACAUCACCACGCGUACCGCUCGCACAACUCGAUAUCGUUCCACCAUGCCCAAGCCAUCGAGAGACAAACACCGACUACUGCACAAAAUCAUGUCUACGGCAAGCAUGGAACACGAGUCACGGUUCGAAACUUGUUUGGGAACAUGCCAGUGCGCGUGAAACAACGAGCAGUGGUCACGGAUCAGAAAGCAGAGCAACACCGACUACGCGAUACCCUGCAGAGAGAUACGGUGGGACUUCUUCUGAGUUGGCAAGGACCAGUCUCACUCAAGAUUCGAGACGGUGACAACAAGACCAUUGUGAGCUUCAACACAUUGAACGCAGCUGUAGCAGGAAACAGUCGAAGCGCAGCCAUUGAAAAACCACGGUCAACACAUCUAUCAUCGCUACUCCACAUCAUGACACAAGCAAACUACAUCGCUAUCGACGAAUGGGCCUCCUGGGUGCCGGCGUCCGCUUCGACACCCGCCAUAUCAGUGAAGGGAGCUAUUUCGCUCGAACCAGCACCUACCAAGCACGCACAGUUUAUUUCAUUCGGACUACGACCACUGUCCAGUGAGAACGGUGGUAACGAGCUUUAUGACCAGGUCAAUCGUUUGUUCGCGAUGUCCAGUUUCGGCACCGUCGAGGAUGACGCCGACGUGAAUGAGCAAGAAAAGCUUCGCCGGCAAUCAGACAGACGUUUCAAGAACGACGGUUACACCAACCGGCAACUCAAGGCUCGGAAGGGUGUGGACAGGUAUCCAAUGUUCCACUUGCGUAUUUCGUUGAAGGACAGGCAUGCCUCAGAUGUGCUGGAAGACCUUUUCAUCGAAAACGAGACCGAUCUGCAGGCAGUAGCAGACAUCUUCAGCGUCAUGAUUACGCAAUGGCUAUCAGUCCAUCACUUCCGUCCGAGAAAAGUGAAUCAGUCAUCAUAUCAACCCAAGAUAGCAUCGAAGUCCUCACGCGACUCAGAUGAGCAGAACAGCAUACCGUCGAGGAAGCGUCAAGCUUCACUGGGCACACCGGCAAGAUCUUCAAUGGGAACACCAGACUUGAGGCCUGCAGCGACAGAUACCACCAAGAACAAGAGACGGGCUAUGGCGACUUUAGAAAAUUCACUUGGAAAGCCGCGCCCACAAGCCUUUGCAGACUGGUCGCGCAUCAAGAGUGGAAAGUCCAGCUUUUUCGACGCGACACACUUCACACAGAAAGCCCAGAUGGUCGCUCAUCCUCAAACUUUUUCCAUUCCAACUUUGCAAGGCAUAGUGGGCCAGCCAUCCUGUAGUGAAAGCCAACAGGAGUAUGCAGCAUUCGAUAUUGCCCCCAUUCACCAGGGUGCAUUAGGCGAGGUUGUGAUAACACCCUCUUUGGAGCCCUCGAACAACACUGUUUCUGCGCUAGACGAUAAAGAUGAGACUGUGUUGUGGACCGACCUGUCAACAAAGAAGACCUAUCUCCUUAACGCUCGGACCGGAUGCGUAAUGCCGCCUCGACAACCUCGAACGGACCCUGCAGCUUUGUUGCCUACAACCACGCGGUUGAAUACAAGCAGGUCACUUCGGAUAGCCCCCAAAUCUGCCACUGCCGAGCCUGUAAAGACACCAUGGUUGGACGGUCUACUGCAGACUUGGGAUAACCCAGUUUUCAAGCCAAGUGAGCAAGGCAUUCAACAGAUGUCGCUUCAGGAUAAGCUGGAGCAAGGGGAAAGCCAGCGCCCACAGCAUAGUCACACGCAUUGCUCUCGCUUUGACAUGCAAAAGGCAUUUGACGUUGCAGACUCGAGCUCAGCCAGGCUAUCGAAAAAUGCCCUACGCAGCGCUGAAGUCAUCUCACAAGUUGACAGAAAGUUCAUUUUAGUAAGAAUGGCAGGCUCGUCUACAAAUUGCGAGGCACAUUUGACUGCCGAUAUAAUGGCCCUGAUCGAUCAGCAUGCGGCAGACGAACGCAUUCAAGUCGAGUCACUUCUGAGCGACUUAUGCAGACCAGUGCACAGCGAUACGCACUCAGGCUACCAAUCGAAGCUUGGACUCAGCUCUUCCGUCAAAUUCGUCAACCUCGAGAAGCCAUUGCACUUUGCAAUUUCACCGCACGAAUAUACACAUUUCGAAACAUUUGCGCCAAAUUUCGCCGCCUGGGGCAUUCUGUAUGACAUCAGCAGCUCUGUUCCUCUCGGAAGCAGAACUGGCAUGACAGAGAAGGACACAUGCAAACUUUCGGUCACCACUCUACCACUCGUUAUCUCAGAGCGCUGCAAAGCUGAUCCUCAAGUCCUGAUCUCUUUUCUGCGAUCUGCAGCAUGGAAGUACGUCGAAUCGCCACCCCUCGUCCAAGCUGCGGCCAAUGAGCAUCACACAAAUUGGGUCAAGAAGAUUGCUACUUCACCACCGGGCCUCGUCGACAUGGUAAAUUCUCGCGCCUGUCGGUCAGCGAUCAUGUUCAACGACAAACUCAGCACAGAGGGGUGCAAGGCUUUGGUAAAAAAGCUGGCAGACUGUGUUUUCCCUUUCAUGUGUGCUCAUGGAAGGCCGAGUAUGGUACCAGUUGUUGAUAUGGGCAGGCUUGGCCAUGCUGGUGACGAUUUCGGAAGGGAUGAGAUGCACAGAGAGGAAACUUUUGUGAACGCGUGGAAGAAAUGGAAAAGAUGA
Messenger RNA from Macroventuria anomochaeta, 2955 nucleotides. RefSeq lists its product as uncharacterized. The record is from RefSeq and is a predicted model, not a curated record. Bases 1 to 2955 code for a protein of 984 amino acids. The transcript is spliced from 2 exons. Lineage: Eukaryota; Fungi; Ascomycota; Dothideomycetes; Pleosporales; Didymellaceae. Gene Ontology annotation, biological process: mismatch repair. Gene Ontology annotation, cellular component: mismatch repair complex. Gene Ontology annotation, molecular function: ATP hydrolysis activity; ATP-dependent DNA damage sensor activity; ATP binding.